Nerophis lumbriciformis (worm pipefish) is the source of this 1584-nucleotide messenger RNA. The record is from RefSeq and is a predicted model, not a curated record. Lineage: Eukaryota; Metazoa; Chordata; Actinopteri; Syngnathiformes; Syngnathidae.
AUGGGAGCUCUCCUUUUGCGGCUGGCCGUCAUGGCUGCCGCUCUGCUGAUGGUCCUCAGAGCAGAAGGCGCGGGUCAGAACCCGGACCACGUCCUGCAGGGCACGGGCGUGAAAGCGGAGGCCAGGCGGCCCGGCGACGGCGACUCCACCGUGGCCCCCGAGGACGCCGCCCGCUUCCUCAGCUGCUACUGCUCCGGACAUUGUCCAGAAGACGCCACCAACAACACCUGCCAAACCAACGGUCAGUGCUUCGCCAUCAUCGAGGAGGACGAGCACGGCGAGCCAAUCCUCACCUCGGGCUGCAUGAAGUAUGAGGGCUCGCACUUUCAGUGCAAGGAUUCCCCGAACGCUCAAACGAGGAGAACCAUCGAGUGCUGUGCCACCGACUUCUGCAACCGAGACCUACGACCCACGUUACCCCCACAGGCCCCUUCAGAAGGCAGCCCCCACUGGUUGGCGUUCCUCAUCUCCAUGACGGUGUGCUGCUGUAUGCUCAUCUGCGUCACGGUGGUCUGCUACUACAAGUACAAGUGGCAGAGCGAGCGUCAGCGUUACCACAAGGACGUGGAACAGGAAGUGUUCAUCCCAGUGGGGGAGUCACUCAAAGACCUCAUCCAUCAAUCUCAGAGCUCCGGCAGCGGUUCGGGGCUCCCCCUGCUGGUUCAGAGGACCAUCGCCAAGCAGAUCCAGAUGGUGCGUCAGAUCGGCAAAGGGCGGUACGGCGAGGUGUGGCUAGGCCGCUGGCGAGGCGAGAAGGUGGCUGUCAAAGUCUUCUUCACUCGAGAGGAGGCUAGCUGGUUUCGGGAGACGGAAAUCUACCAGACCGUCCUCAUGAGACACGACAACAUCCUCGGCUUCAUCGCAGCAGACAUCAAGGGGACGGGGGCCCUGACGCAGCUGUUCCUGAUCAGCGACUACCACGAGAACGGCUCGCUGCACGACUUCCUGAAGACGGCCACGCUGGACACGGCCACGCUGCUGCGGCUGGCCUACUCGGCCGCCUGCGGCCUCUGCCACCUGCACACAGAGAUCUACGGCACGCAGGGCAAACCGGCCAUCGCCCACCGGGACCUCAAGAGCAAGAACAUCCUCAUCAAGAAGAACGGCGCCUGCUGCAUCGCUGACCUGGGUCUGGCCGUCAAGUUCAACAGCGACACCAACGAGGUGGACCUCCCGCUGAGCGGGCGCAUGGGCACGCGGCGCUACAUGGCCCCCGAAGUGCUGGACGAGAGCCUCCAGAAGAACCACUUCCAGGCCUACCUCAUGGCGGACAUGUACAGUUACGGACUGGUCGUCUGGGAGAUGGCGAGACGCUGCGUCACUGGCGGCAUAGUGGAGGAGUACCAGCUUCCUUAUUAUGACUCUGUGCCAUCGGACCCGUCCUAUGAGGACAUGUUGGAAACUGUGUGCGUCAAGGGCCUGCGUCCCACAGUGUCCAACAGGUGGAACGGCGACGAGUGCCUGCGCGCCGUGCUGAAGCUGAUGAGCGAGUGCUGGUCGGCGAAUCCCGCCUCCCGCCUCACCAUCCUGAGGGUGAAGAAGACGCUGGCUAACAUGGUGGAAUCGCAGGACAUCAAGAUCUGA